Messenger RNA from Amyelois transitella, 2226 nucleotides. It is a transcript of the gene Or-63, whose product is annotated as odorant receptor Or1. Bases 1 to 2226 code for a protein of 741 amino acids. Gene Ontology annotation, molecular function: olfactory receptor activity; odorant binding. Gene Ontology annotation, biological process: sensory perception of smell; detection of chemical stimulus involved in sensory perception of smell. Lineage: Eukaryota; Metazoa; Arthropoda; Insecta; Lepidoptera; Pyralidae. The record is from RefSeq and is a predicted model, not a curated record. The transcript has 16 exons. Gene Ontology annotation, cellular component: plasma membrane.
AUGCAUUUACUGGUAGAGAAUCCUAACCUAUCGCUGUCUUUGGCGCUGACUGGGUUGAGGCUGGUGGGGUUCUGGCCACCUGAAGGUCUCGCCGGUACCACGAGGACGGCUUACGACGUGUACGCAGCCUUCUCGUUUACUGUGUUACUUGGAAUAUUCCUGUUAGCCCAGACCAUUGACUUAUUCGUGAUAUGGGGCGACAUACCCCUGAUGACGGCUACCGCCUUCCUCUUGUUCACCAACCUGGCCCAAGCCACCAAGUUCAUCAACAUUGCUGUGAGGGGGGACAGGAUCCGAGCGCUGGUUGAUGAUGGGAGCAGGGUGCUGAAGGCAGUGGAGACUGAGGAGGCGAGGAACAUUGUAAUUAAUUGUGACAAGCAAACCCGCCUGCAGCUGAUAUCAUUUUUCACCCUCACCCUGGUCACCAUAACCGGCUUCGCCACCAGUGCCGAGAGCGGAAACCUACCUCUCAGAGCUUGGUACCCAUACGACACCACAAAGUCACCAGCAUACGAGCUCACAUACGCCCACCAGGUAUAUGCCCUGUUCGUGGCGGCGUUCCUCAAUGUGGCCAAGGACACUGUGGUGACCAGUCUUCUGGCCCAGUGUCACUGCCGGCUGCAACUCCUAGCCCUGUCCUUGAGGACCCUCUGUCGGGAUCUACCCGUCCAGGGUGUGGGUCUCCUGUCUCCCCAACAAGAGAAGACCCUGGUCUCCCGCAUCCGACGCUGCGUGGUCCACCAUCAGUCAGCCCUGGAGGCUGCCACUCAGAUGCAGCUGUACUUCUCCGAGCCCACUUUUGCGCAGUUUAACGUGUCGCUGGUCAUCAUCUGUGUCACCGCCUUCCAGCUUGUUUCUCAAUCUGGCAACAUGGUUAGACUGGCGUCGAUGUGUACGUACCUCGUGAAUAUGAUGUUCCAGGUGUUCCUGUACUGCUACCAGGGGAACCAGCUGUCUGAGGAGAGCUCAGAGAUCGCCGGCGCAGCGUACCUAAGUCCCUGGUACGUCAUGUCUCCAGCGCGGCGCCGUGACAUCCUGUUCAUCAUGACGAGGUCCAGAAGAAUCGCCCGCAUCACCGCUGGUGGCUUCACCACUCUAUCCUUGGCUUCGUUUAUGGCGAUAAUUAAAGCAUCAUAUUCCCUGUUCACCUUGUUGAAACAAGUCGACGAGAAAUGCCUCUACAUAACAGUUCAAGCAGCUGAACUGAUCAGCGUCUUCGGUGAUGUCUCCGCGAUGACCAGCGCUGGGUUCCUGCUGUUCACCAACAUCGUGCUGUUCAUCAAGAUGAUCAACGUGAUGAUGAGACGCGACCAGAUACACGAGAUGGUCGAUGACAUGGAUAAGAAGCUGAGGGACGUGAAGGAUGAUGAUGAAAUCGCUGUAGUAAAGAGCGUGGACAGGCUGACUACUUGGCAGCUGUACAUAUUCACGUUCCUGUCUCUCAAUGUGGUGUUUGGAUUGGCUGCCAGUGUGGAGAAACCUCUUCUGCCAUUACCAGCUCGAUAUCCGUUUGACGCUACUGUAUCUCCGGCCUUUGAAAUAACUUAUCUGCAUCAAUCUACAGCACUGAUCUUGUCGGCCAUAGUGAACAUCAGCUUGGACACAUUGGUGACGUCACUUACUGCGCAGUGCUACUGCCGGUUCAGACUGCUAGCGUUAUCGCUGACUAAGCUGUGUCAAAACCUGAAAGUUAAUGCUAAGAUGAUGCUAUCAGAAGAUGAUGAGAAAAUUGUCCUACUUCGUCUACGAGCCUGUGUUAAAGAACACCAGGCCAUCUUGCUGAAAGCAGUUCAGAUACAGAAGAACUUUUCCAUGCCUAUCUUCUACCAGCUGACAGUGUCCAGUUUCAUAAUCUGCGUGACCGCUUACCAGCUGGCAUUUGAAGAAAUGCAGUUUGUACGUCUGUGGUCAUUGCUCGCAUAUUUGACGGUCAUGAUGUUGCAAGUGUUUUUGUAUUGUUAUCACGGCAACGAAUUGACUAUUCAGAGUACGGAGAUUUCGGCGGCGGCUUACGAGUGUCCUUGGUACGUAUGCUCGAGGACCCUCAGGAGGAACCUCCUCAUGCUGAUGAUCCGCUCCGUGAGAGUGGUCUGCAUCACAGCCGGUGGAAUAACCAAUCUUUCGCUUGGCACGUUCAUGCGGGUGAGAAUCUACAUACAUACAUAUAAUCACAUUAUAAAGGCAUCGUACUCGUUCUUCACGGUGUUGCAAACUGUUCAAGAAUAA